Molecule: messenger RNA, 2712 nt
Organism: Rhopilema esculentum
Lineage: Eukaryota; Metazoa; Cnidaria; Scyphozoa; Rhizostomeae; Rhizostomatidae
Biological process (GO): regulation of mRNA stability
Cellular component (GO): cytoplasm; nucleus
Molecular function (GO): poly(A) binding; metal ion binding
Source: RefSeq, a predicted model, not a curated record
AUGCGCAUGCGCAAAGGGAGUAUCAUCGAUGGGCCUAUAUAACUGUGAAAACUGGUUGCAGCCAUCUUCAAGUGAUAGAGAUGGAUCUUGGGAGCGAAAUAAGCCAUAAAUUUAAGGCAUCAAUCAAACGAAAACUGAAAGAAUGUGGGACAUAUAUUGAUGAUGAACUUCCAGAGUAUAUCAUGGUGAUGAUUGCCAACAAAAGGAAGAGUCAACAGAUGGUAGAUGAUUUGUCCCUUUUUCUUGGUGAAGAAACUGAUGGCUUUGUGAAAUGGCUAUUUCAGACACUUGGAAAGCUACAAAGUGCUGCUCAAGAUGCUGUAGAAGAUGAUCAUAUUAAAGAAUCAGAAACAAGAGAAAGCUGCGAGGCAGAACCAGACCACGGCAUUGAGAACACGGCCCAGGUAGAUCAAACAGGCAAAGAAGUGAAAGAAAAUAUAAACGAAGGGGAAAAACCAAGCAUUGAUAGAAAGGAGAAAUCAAGAAAGGAUAAAAGCAGGGAAGAUAAUGAUGGGAAACGAAAAGAAGCAGAAAAAGAGAAAAAUGAUGAAAGUAUUGAAAUAGAGACAAAAAGUGACAAUAAAGUUAUAGCAGAAAAAAUACAUGAAGAUACACGAUCUGAAGUGAGAAAGAGGAGACAGGAUUUCGUUUUGUCAAGAAAAACUAGUGAAUCAGUCACUGGCAAAAAGGAUAGAAAUGAGGAAAACAAAAAGGAUUCUACCAAGAAACGAAGAUUGUCUUCUUCAAAAACUGAAGCGAUUGACAAAAUUGCUGCAGAAAAGGAUAAUUCUGAUCAUGGUCAUGCAGAAUCUUUGCAGAGUGCGGUGGCAAUGCAAAAAAUAAGGCCUAGCCUCCCACGCUCCCGUCAAGCAACUGGGUUGCUUGUAAAGAAAGCAAUUAAAGAAGCGAACCAGUCAGUUACAGUGAAACCUCGGAAACAGUCAGCCAGUGAAGGUCAGCUUGAGGUUGCGGCAUCAAGUGCAGAAAAUAAAGUGGAGCGAAGGGUGCACCUAAAGCGAGGAAGAAGUAACGUUAGUGAAAGUGAACCCUUAGAAGAAAAGGAGGAAGAUGUCGAAGCUGACUUUGAAAACGAAGAAUCUGUUGGAAAAAAGAAAAAGACUGGUGAACCUGACAAACACCAGGAAGAUGGAAUCGAAGUAGAAGUUGUCGAAAAUGAGUUUCUUGAAGAGGAGAAAGAGCCAAAAUUAAAAUUCAAAAAGAGGAUUGUAAUUGCAAAUAGAGGAUCCGAGGAUGAAGAUGACAACGGCGAUAAGAUAGUUGAAGCAGAAACGAACAAAGAACAGGAAAAAGAGAAUUGUCUUGGUCAAUCGGAAGGUUCGUUGAAUUCUGAAAAUGUUAAAGAAGAUGUCAAAUGUGAUGAUGACCACAGGAGAGAAAAAUUGGAUUUGGAAACAAAGCGAGAAAGAAGGAAAAAGAGACAUAGAAGGGACAGGUCCACUCACAGCAAAGAAAGAAGAAGAGGCAGUCCAAAGUUUGUAGUUACAUUACAUGGAGCACUUGACAGUCGUAUCAAAGCACAGAGGAAGAGAAAGCACUAUUUAUCGAAAGACGACUAUGAUCACCCAAUGUUUGUUGAUUUGCACCCGAAGGAGCCUCUCGAGAUUUUGGAGUCGGCACAAAAAGAAAUCGAAAAAAUGGCACAUCAGCUUGACUUGAUGCAAAAUAUUGCACCAACUAGUAUGAAUGACCCUUUUAAUACUUUAUUGCCAGGACCAACAACUUUGCCAGCUUUGUCUAGUGUUUUAACAUCGGUGACGAGACCUAUUUUCCAAGAAGCCUUGCCUGUCUUGCCGGGUAAUAACGGACUUAUGUUAAGCAGUGUUAACCCAACUCAACAGGUUUUUACAGGGGUACUUCCAUUACAGACACCAGUGAUGAUGGUUCCAAAACCACAAGAAGAACCCGUUUUUGCAGGAAAUAAGCAAUUAGGGAGAGAAAUAGUUAUUCCCUUGCAUGAUGAAAAAGAUGAACUUAUGUAUGAAGAUGAUGAAGGUGAUGACAAUAACAGCCCCACUGAAGAAGAGCAACCUGAAACAAUUCUAGAGCGCUGUAAAUUUUGGCCUAAUUGUAAAAAUGCUUCAUGUUUAUACGUCCACCCAUCCAAACCGUGCAGAACGUUUCCGAAUUGCAAUUUUAAAGAAAAAUGUAUUUUUGUUCAUCCGAUGUGCAAGUUUGAUGGCAGGUGCUCCAACUCAUCUUGUCCAUACAACCAUUCAUUAAAAUCAAGUCCCUUUCUACAAUAUUCUUCUAAAGCGUUUGGACGAGAAGCGGCAAUUGAUUCCAAGCCUCCGAAACCCAUUUGUAAAUUUGUCCCGAAUUGCACAAGAAGCAAUUGUCCUUUUCGUCAUCCUAUUUCAAAGCCAUGCCGCUAUGGCUCUGGUUGCAAAAGGAUAAACUGUCCAUUUCAUCAUGAGACUAGACCUGCCAAAAAAGAAGAUUUGAAAUGGAGUAGUACUGCUCGUUCGACAGAAAAGCACAUCAGCGAAAGAAUAUUUGCUGCAGGUGAUGGAGAUGUUACCGAAGCACCAGUUUCGCUCACCGCUCAAUAAGACGAUAAGUUUGCUUUAGACUUAGAACAUUUUUUGCAUGAUUUUAUAUCACUAUCCGUUCUUAUUAGAGUGCAUGCUUUAAUGAUCUGUUGUCAGACCCUUUUCUUGCGAAGGAACCAAUUGAUAUUAUUGUUGAAACAUA